Messenger RNA from Capronia epimyces CBS 606.96, 1671 nucleotides. RefSeq lists its product as uncharacterized. Lineage: Eukaryota; Fungi; Ascomycota; Eurotiomycetes; Chaetothyriales; Herpotrichiellaceae. The record is from RefSeq and is a predicted model, not a curated record. Bases 1 to 1671 code for a protein of 556 amino acids. Gene Ontology annotation, cellular component: mitochondrion. The transcript has a single exon.
AUGAGGAGGAGGUGCUUGCGGUCAACUUCACCUUCAACCUCGCAGACCAUAACCACAUUCUCAUCGAAUCAUGCACCUUCGUAUCCGUCAUACCUUUCCUUCGACCCCUCGUCACCCCAUGAUGAUCUCGCGUCUUUCCAACGCCACGCCCGGCGCAACGGUCUGUCACCCACCAGCACAGUCUACAGGGGCACAUGUUAUGAAUAUCUCGCGCAGAGCACGUUGCGGUCGUACGGGUUCGAACUGUAUCGUGUCGGCGGGCGGGGUGAUCGAGGCGUCGAUCUGGUUGGUGUUUGGCGGAUUCCGAAGCCUGUGUCGGCCAAGGGAGCGCGGGUGGAGGAUGCCAGUGGUCUUGACAAGUCUAGAGAUCAUGAGUCGGAUGAACAAGCCGGUGGCCACGGCACGUCAAAUGAGGAUCAUCAAAACGUGUUGAAUGAGGAUCGCCUCAGCACGUCCAGUCAAUCUACCCACGACAUCUACAGUCCAUUGAGUUCUCAACCAGAAACCCCCCAGAGAGCAUCCAACGUGCAACGGCGUGCAGACACCCAAUCCGACAGGCCCGACCAGGUAGAUUCACACACCGUGACCGACACGCUGAGGGUUCUGGUCCAGUGUAAACGCCUCACUGGGAAACACGCGAAGAUCGGGCCGAAUCUGAUCCGCGAGCUCGACGGUGCUGUUCGAGGAGCGAGGCACUCAGCUCUAUGGGGGCCUGGUAUUACUACUAGUGUUGCCGUUGACGUCGACGUCGAUGCGGGCACUGGUACUGGUAUUGGCACUGGUACUGGCACUGGUACUGGCACUGGCACUGGCACUGGCACUGGAACUGAUACUGGCACUGGCACUGAUGCUGGUACCGGUACCUCCAACCCCUCAUUCCAUUCCACAAACACAUCUACAGGAACGGGCCCUGCGAUCGGUAUUCUCGUAGGCACCAGGUCGGCCACUAAAGGCGUUGUGGAAAGCAUGCGUCGAUCAACGAGGGGGUUAGUAUGGAUCAUGAUGGAGGAAUUUGAGGUUGAGGUUGAGGAUGAGGUUGAGAUUGAAGGUGAAGGUCAAGGUGGGGUUGAAGGUGAAUGUCAAGGUCAAGGUGAAGCCAGCAUCGAAGCCAAACCUGCCGGCGAAGAACAGACUAGUGCCGCUGAAGUCGAUAGCAGCGCCAGCGAGCGAAACCAAAAAGAGCAAAAUCACCACAAGAAACAGAUCAACCAGGUCAACCAAAUCGACCCAAGGAAAGAGGGAAUAAAUCAAAGAGAUGGAACCGACCUAAAGAAAGAGGGAACAAAUCGAAGAGAGCAAACCGACCCCGACUCCGAAUUCCAUGUCGAUGCCGAUGUUGAUGUCGAUAUCUCCAGCACAGACACAGACUCUGAUCCCAUCUCAGACCCAGACACAGACCCAGACACAAUCCCGCCUACUCACCCUCACCCUCCUCGUCCUGCCCAUCCCAUCUUAAAAGGCCGCAUCAGACAGAUCCUAUGGAACCAAGCGGCGCGCGAUCUGGGCCUGGAAGGAAUCGACGUAGUUAAACGCUACAGCUACGAUUACAGCUACGACUACGAUGAGCAGAAGCAGAAGCAGGGGCAGGGGCAGGGGCAGAGGCAAGAGCAGAAGCAGGCGACAGAAGAAGUCGUGUUUCUGCGUGGCGGGAUGGUGUGGGGUGGGUCGUGA